Amoebophrya sp. A120 is the source of this 3763-nucleotide messenger RNA. The record is from the annotation of a GenBank genome assembly. Lineage: Eukaryota; Dinophyceae; Syndiniales; Amoebophryaceae.
UUUCAGGAGUGACAGCACCGCCAAGCCCCUGCGGAAUCACGCAAGAAAGCGCCUCGCCGGCAGAGACCGACUUUUGGUGGAUGCGUUGGCAUCUGCCGGUCUCGCGACGCAACGGCGUGGUUGUGCGUCAACGUCAUUCGGAAACUUGCGUGGCGAGGACGAUGAUUGCCUGGCGUCGCUAGCAACGCCAGCAGUUAUUGAAAGAGCUGUCGUCUACUACCAGCCGCGGCUGUCCAUUAUGGACGGGGAACCCGUAUCUUUCGCGGACAGUAGUGGUGGCAGUCCAAAUCGUCCUGACGCCUACCAAUACCUUCGAGUGCCAGAUCUAGAUAUUCUUACGGGACUGCCUAUUUGCCGCUGGAGAUCGCGUCAUUUGACAGAUCCAGAUAUUCCCGGGGCUGCAGCGGCCUUCGCGACUGUCGGCGGCAUUUUGACGAAAGCCGACAAUGCGCUUCCCGUCUCCGGGUCAAACUCUUUCGUCACGGAGGAGGACGCUCUGGCUUACAACCGCGAAACGAAGCACUUUCUGCAGAGAAUGAAGCGGCUCGCCGAGUUUUCAUCCUCUCUCCAGUCUCUGUCUCAUUCUGAAGGAUCGCAGAUGGGGGCUGCCAUGGAGCUGGGUAAGGCUAAACAAGCGAAUGCACAAAGUGAAGCAAAACAGUAUGCUGAAGAAGUAAGCCGGCCAGUGGCAGGUCAGGUUCAGAAGGUGGAGGUAGAGAAUCACGUAGCUGUCACCCAUUGGGUGACCACCGCAAGCAACAUGGAGAGUGAUUUGAUUCACGGAGGGUCCUUGGCUCGUGCAACUCGCAAUUGUUGCAAUGGCGUCCCCCUUGUCGGACGGGAGCUGCCAUUCAUGCGCCUCUUUGCUUGGCCUGCACCCCUUUGUGGCGACCAAGAUCCCUGUGCGUUUCCGUAUUCGUCGACGUUGGAGCGCGUCGAUGCACAUUCGCGAAAAAAUGUGUUUGCCGAGAUCGAUAUUCUACAUAAGAUGCCGACCCAGGUACGGUUGGGAAUUGUUGGCGUUCUCAAGUUGGUUGUGCCUCCAUUCAAAGCACGAGUACGAUGCCAGGAUUACGAGCUUCUGCAAACAGAAUUUCACUCGUGGUCGUCUGACUCUUGUUGGCGGUCACAGGUGGGCUCCAUACGUGACGACGGGGGGCCGGUCACUUUUGGCGAGGAGCUUUGUCUUGCGUUCGGAGGCCGCGACGGUGCUGCUGCUGCGGCGAAAGCACUGCACCCUUAUGUCGACGAGCAUCUGUUUUCCAUGUUGACCAUGACCAGUGGACCGCGAGAGGAGCUGGAUCCGAGAAAUCCCAGAUACAGAUGCCCGUUUGUUGUCCGCGCGGAACUCGUCGAUGCUUUGACCUUCAAUUGGCGCGGCGAAAAGGGCUACGGGCUGGUCAAGUCGCAGCCCACCGACGUAGAUCUUGCUGGGAUUCCGGACUAUCUGCGACUUCGAGAGUUUCUGGGAGACAAGCGAGUGCUAUGCGAUUUACGUGCCACUGCAGAAAAUCUAGAGAAGCUCGAGAAAGAGGUUUGUAGGCACGAUGAUUAUCAGUACACAGUCGACAAGGCUGACUACGCAAUGUUCUCGCAGCUGAUGGGCACGCCCGCCGUCGACGUGCCGUCCGAUGAGCAGCACCCCUGCUUAUCCCCAUGCAGACACCAUUAUUCUCGGCGUCGGCGAAAACGCAAGAGCUCACUGCUAAGAAGGAAUUGCCUCACCACACACAAUCGUGGUCGGUCCGACUUGGUAGAUCUGUUUUCCCGCGCUGGAUUUCUCCCCGCAAAUCGGUUCAUUUGGAAGCUUGUUUUCCCGGUCACUGAACACAAGAGGGAGGAAAGGAAUAUAAUGCGCAUUGCAGCAGCGUCAUCCGGGUCGUGCGCUUCAGCCCAGCAUGCGUACCGUGGGGUACUGGAGGCGCUCUGCGGUGCCAAGUGCACUCAGGAAACGAAAGAUACCAUAGCCGAGGUCCGCUUUUCUUCUGUUGCGGAGGCACGAGAUUUUCUCGCGGGGGGCAAUUCGAAGGACAUAAUUCUGGUCAAGACUGCUCUCGACGCCGGGGCUUCGGUAAGUCUUCGCUGGUACCUCACGGAACUGGAUUACUAUCCCCGUGACCAAGAUUUGUUCUUCAUCCAAGAUCACGUUCUGCCGUUAUCCGAGAUCAACAAGUUGUACACUAGUGUCACGUCCAGCAGCUCUGAACCUGCAAAAAAUUAUCCUACACCACACGAGCUUUCGGUUGCGUACGCGGAGGAGGCGUUUCGUCCACGAAGGGCGUUGGAACUAAGGAAAGGGGCGGUGAAAGCCUUGUUUCGAGAAUCCGCGUUGCAGGUAGCGGCUGAGUACGAGAAAAAAGUAACAAUCGAAAAGGAGGCGGCUGAUGCAAAAGCCCAGAAGACCGGUGCCAGCGCAAAAAGAAAGACAACGGAAGAUUACCGUCCCCUCGAGCCUAUCACUAUGGACGCACAACGAUGUGCAUCUCGAGAGGAACUCCGGAAGUGGUUGCUGACAAAUGUGGGAGCCCAGUACGAGCCAAGGAGGCGAGAGGAAAUCUGGAUCGCGCCGCUUCAGGAUUGCGGACACCCGUUCGUCACAGGCCACCGACACAUUACGGAAGCGAAGAGCAGUCAGCUCUAGAGCGAAGCAAGUUUUGCAUGGGUACAUAUGUGCAAGGUUUGAAACAAAUCCCGGCCACGACUUGAAUCUGAAACACGUGAUUGGCGCACGUUUGUCGUUGCCAUUCGGAUUCGUAUUCGUAUUUGUAUUUGCUAGCGCAGAUAGAGCUACGCAACUUCAAGGAACACAAAACGUUGAAGGCGUUCGACAGGCCGACUGCUCUUUUUGCUCCAUAACUGUAUCUAUGAGGCCGAACGUUUUCGCGUUUCCAAUUCCGGAAGAAGACGUGACAAGCAAAGGAAACGCGGCGGCAGCAUGCGAAGGAGGCGGGGCUGCCAAGAGCGAAAAACCCAUUGUUGACACUCCUGAUGCUCGUCCAGCCUCUUGUGGAGAGAAAAAGGAGGGGUAAGUACGCAGUUCACCCACCUUCAUGUCGGUUCAUUUGCAUUUGUUUUCUUUCGGAUAGUACAACUACAAUCUCACUAUGCAACUUACUUCUUCAUUUGUCACAGUAGCAAAAUGUUGGUGACUUCAUCUUGUCCGAUAUGAAUACAGAUUUGUUGGAGAUGCAGGAAAAGUUGCAAACGACCCCGCUCUUGCCAAAAAGAAGGACCGGGAGUUGACCGCCAAAUUUUGCCGCAGCCACGCUUUUUUCUACUUGACUGCGGCCUUUCACGUCGAGUUCAAUCAUCCAUGUGGUUGGAAAGCGCCUACGCGCAUUUUUACCACUUCAAAAAAGAAGCACGAUUCCACCUCGGAAACUGUGAGCACGCAAUCCGUACCGGCAGCUCCAACCGCUUCUGAAUCAUCGAAGACAAGAGCUGCGAACCCACAGGACAAGCCAUGCCAGUCUUUCAAGCGCGAGCGCGAGAGCGACGAAACGGGUCAGGCUGACGUUCCGGUUCAACGCCGCAGAGAAGAUGGAGACGAAGGACGAAAAGAGGAUUGAAAAGGGCCCGGUUUGGAUCCUUUGAAAUUGAAUCGUGAUGCAAGAACUCAGAAUAACGCAUGUAUUGUUUCGUACCGCAAGAAGACGAACCCAGACUGACCGAGAUGAAAUGUCAAGGGCCAAAGGUGAGCAUCGAUGAACAAAAAAAGCAAAAACAUUGAUAUUUGACUCCUUGUGGAGUUUCUGGAUGCGAU